Messenger RNA from Gigantopelta aegis, 2196 nucleotides. RefSeq lists its product as uncharacterized. Lineage: Eukaryota; Metazoa; Mollusca; Gastropoda; Neomphalida; Peltospiridae. The record is from RefSeq and is a predicted model, not a curated record. The coding region runs from base 237 to 1391 and encodes 384 amino acids. The transcript has 7 exons. Gene Ontology annotation, molecular function: protein binding.
UGUGCCUACCCGGUGGUAGGCAGAAUGUUCGUUGUCUCUCACUGAGAGAGCGAUUAUUAUCAUCCAAAUUUCCGUCUGGGUCUCGAACGGCAGAGUAUUCGAGCGAAACAGUUGUAUGUGUUGUUCCGUCUGUGAGGAAAACACAUCAAGGAUCACUUGAAUAGGCCUAUUGCUGCAUGUGCUUGAGCUUCAAAAAUUAGCCGUUUCAAAAAGGAAAGUACCAAAGCCGAAGAAGAAUGGCUUCCGGAAAUGUGUACAAUAAAAGUAUUUGUGAUGAAAUAAAACCGUUUCUUCAAAAACAGUUUAACUGUUGCAUGAUGUGUUCUGGUUUCUAUGGAGCAAAUUUUGGAGAGCCGGUUUGCAACACAUGUCACCUGUUUCUGUUUUCCAUGGAUGUAGACAAAGAAGAUGGGGAAGCUGAUGUAUACACAGAAAAAGCUGAUUCAGAAGACUCGGGUACCGAGGAACCCGGUGCAGAAGUUGACUUCUAUCCAACUCAGGAAGAUCAAGCAUCAAAGACGACCAAGUCAUCACUCAUUCACAAGAUGGACAAACUGACCGAGAGGUUACACAUGUUGACGGUUGUCAGGGAAACGGACCAUGUUCCUGAUGGUCUGGUAGACUCGUUACCCCCAGAAGUGUUACUGGUUGUCUUCAAGCACCUCGAUGAUAUCUCUCUCUGGACCGCUGGUAAUGUGUGUGCGCGCUGGCGGCAGAUUCUUGAUGGAGAAACAAACGAAUCCAAGUGGAAGCACUUCAUCUGUUUGAGAUGGCCACUGUUCCGACCACAGUACCAAGUGAAAUGCUGGAAGACCAUAUACACCAAACUAGUGGAGAGUUCGCCAUGUCGUUAUUGUCUUGAGAGUAUGAUGUUGCAGAGCACACCACCUAUUGAAGAGAACUCUUGGCGACACCGUCGAUUACGCAGCGAACUAAAGACGUUAAAAUCUGACCCACCUGAAGGUAUUCAGGCCACACCCCUCGAUCGACACUGCUGUCAUUGGCAGGCAUCUAUCACAGGUCCACAAGGAAGUCCGUACGAAGGUGGUAUCUUCCUGCUCUAUCUACAGAUACCCCAAAGCUAUCCAAUGCGACCACCAAAAGUCAGAUUUAUCACAAAAAUGUUUCAUCCAAAUAUAAGUCGCCAUGGUGAUGUGGGACUUGACUCUAUUCAUCACAACUGGAGUCUGGCAUUGACAAUAUCAAAAGUUCUUGUUAGUAUUCAGUCACUGCUCACAGACCCAUACUGUUCGGUGUGCAUGGAGCCCGCCAUCGGUAAACUGUACAAGAAAAACUUCCCAGAGUUCGAAAGAAUUGCCAGGUUGUGGACCUGGAAGUAUGCAAUGUUGGACUAUCUUAUUCCCAUAAACAUCAGCAUGGAUGGUGUAUAGUGUAUAGAAGUUGAGGUGGGACAUUAGCUUGGAUGGUGUAAUACACUAUACAGUAUAGUGUAUAGAUAUUUGGGUGCGACAUUACCUUGGAUGGUGUAGUACACUACACAGUAUAGUGUACAGAUGUUUGGGUGCGACAUUACCUUGGAUGGUGUAGUACACUACACAGUAUAGUGUACAGAUGUUUGGGUGCGACAUUACCUUGGAUGGUGUAGUACACUACACAGUAUAGUGUACAGAUGUUUGGGUGCGACAUUACCUUGGAUGGUGUAGUACACUAUACAGUAUAGUGUAUAGAUGUUUGGGUGCGACAUUACCUUGGAUGGUGUAAUACACUAUACAGUAUAGUGUAUAGAUGUUUGGGUGCGACAUUACCUUGGAUGGUGUAUAGGUACAAAUGUUGAGGUUGGACAUUAGCGUGGAUGGUGUGUAGGGCCUCCACUAGUUCAAAAUAUUGGACUCAAUUACUCAAGUCUCAAUUACUCAAAGGCCUCAAUUACCAGAGUACCCCCCCCCCCCCCCCCCCCCAAAAAAAGAAGUAUAAUUAAUUAAAAAUUAAAUAGGGUACUCUUCCUUGCACGGGUACUAAAGUGAAUGGACUCGAGUCUUUGCUAGACUUGGCCCAUGUCCCUAAUGGUGUAUAUGGUGAAAUAACGGGGGGGGGGGGGGGGGGGGGUGUCUUUGCAGACCAAUGCUGCCAUUUACCUCAUCUCUGUGAAAUUUUGAAAUUCUCACUUGUGGAAGUUUUAAGCAUGCCUACAGCAGUUUUAAUAACAAAUAUUAAAACCAAAAGUUGUACCUUCAA